Molecule: messenger RNA, 3725 nt
Organism: Closterium sp. NIES-67
Lineage: Eukaryota; Viridiplantae; Streptophyta; Zygnematophyceae; Desmidiales; Closteriaceae
Source: the annotation of a GenBank genome assembly
UUCCUGCAAGUUCCGUUUUCAGUGUAGUUAGCAGUAUCGAGUUUCUCAGUAAGGAAACAGGUCCGAGUGAUGACGUCAGCAUACCGCUUCAGUUACGCGAUUAGGCGUAACGAACCGUUUCAGUCACGCGAACAGUCGCGACCCUAUAGAAUGACGAAUAGGUCGCAUAGCGCGAUAGUGACGAACAGGUACAUUAGCGAAUAGGUACUUUCCCUAGAGAUAUAAAUCCUUGUAAUGCCUUUCUAUCAUCAACCUUGACUUUACACAGAAUUAUGUGCUCAGGUUAUUCAACCUUCGACUACCCACAAGUUCAUGUGCUCAGGUUCACUCUGAUAAGACUUCCGCUGUCUUACUAGUCUACCAUUCCAGCAAAGAUCCUUGGUUAAGUACUCGUGUUAGCAGAUUUUACACUUAGUCUACUGCAACACCAGACGAUUUACUUCAUGGUAUGAAAGCUAUCUGGAAUUAAGACUACCGUCAACUAUGACUGGUCCAACACCAGCACCAUCCGCUGGAUCAGUUACUGGGACUACUGGAGCACAUUCCUCCACUACCGCCGCUGGUCUCUCAGCUUCUGGGCAUUUUCCACCAGCCUACGCUAACAUCGGUAUGCAGAAUCCGCCUUCUGUGAAUACUCCAGGUGCUCCAUCAACUGCACCUGCAACGCAACAGCAGCAAUCACAGACAACAGCUCAGCAACAAGCAUCAGUUCAGCCACCAGUUUCAACACAAUCGAUUUCGUCUGCAUUCAGUGGAAUGAGCCUUGAUGGCUCAAGUUACUUGCGUGGAGCUACAGCUCCAAGUACUGGUUCGUUCGCUUUCUCACCUUUCGUACAGCAGCCGCAGUCGCAGCAGUUUCAGCAUCCUUUUUAUAUCUUCGGACGUUCUCCUGCUCAGCAACCACAGCAAGUACAGCAACAGCAGUAUCAGCAACAACAGCAACAGCAACAGCAACAGCAGCAACAACAGCAACAGCCAGGCAUCGUUUUUCAACCUCCAAACUUACUUAACAAUACUCAAAUCAAGACAACUGUACCUUUCAAUGGUGUUGAUUUCUACUCCUGGAGCUUCGAGUUCGAGCUUCUGGCGCAGUCCGCUGGAUUAUGGCCGUUUUUCACUGGCGAGUUUACAUACCCUGUCGUGGGAACACAACUGGAGCAGCAGAGUUUUUUACAUGCCUCUCUCGGGGCAUAUACAGUUCUUGUACGGAACUUGUCGCCGAAGGAGCAGCUCGGCGUUCGAUCUUUUCACUCAAGUUUCACACCAGCCGAAACUGCAUGGAGACACUUAAAAGGGGUGUAUAUGGCGCGGGAUACGAUAACAGUGAGUAAAAUCCUUUCGCAGCUGACAAAUGUGCAGAUGAUGACAAACGAAAACGUCAUGGACUACGUCAAUCGCGUCCGUACACUACGCGAUCAACUUGAAAAGAGCGGAGGAUACUUCCCUCGUGAGAUGUAUCUCACGGUCCUUCUGGCUGGCCUUGGACCCGAAUGGCGACAGACGCGCGCCUUCCUGCGUAUGAAUCAGAAUCUCUCAGAAGCUGAAAUUCCGUCGUAUCUUCAAGCGGAGCAGCAAGAUCUUGACCUGCAGUCACAACGCAACAAACAGGGAGAUAUACAACUCAGUUUCUAUUCAACACCAACUCGACGUCCUCGAGACUUCUGUCAAAUUUGCAACAAGGGAGGACAUUCUACCGACCGAUGCUACUUUAACAAGCGGUAUUUACCUCCUGAAGAAACGCAGAGGUCGCAAUCAUUACAGCACCGACGACAGCCUUCGAAGCAGUUUUUGCAGCAACCUAUGCCUCCAAAAUCAGCAUCUGCAAUAUCAACACCACCAACGACACUCAGUUCUGCCCCUCCAAGCAACUCAUCAAAGGCGACAGCAAAUACUUCAAACUCUGCCACUAAUACGGUAACUUCAAAUUUUCGUUUACCUACUUCAUCCACUCACAUGGUCAAUUGCAGUACAGAUACCGAUACUUGGUACUUGGAUAGUUGUUGUGGCCAUCAUAUGGUCUCUUCAACCAAUCCUUUCAUCUACAACCGUCGUCGACUUCGUCAACCCUGCCCAAUCACACUCGCCAACGGUCAAACAAUUUCAGCAGAAAAUAUCGGCAGUCUACUUUUGACAUCAAUUGAUACGGGCAAGUCUUUAUGCCUUACCAGCGUUUUACUCGUCGACAAUCUUGGCUUCAAUUUAGUGUCAACUCUUCAACUCUUGAAGAAGAAAAUCCGCACGGUCGGAAACUGCACGACACAGGAGCAAGAAUUAAUACAUGACGUGGACAACACGUAUAUCGGAAGAGCAGCAACAAAGAAUGGCGUAUUCGUCUUACGCUUCAAGGCAGCAAAACCUUUUGAAGAUGCCGCUUCUCUUCAAGCUCCUUCAAUCAUCGCAGCAGCCGCUUUGGUAACUGUUCCACCGAUUGAACUCAGCAGCAGCGAAGAAGAAACUCCGAGUAGCAGCACCGCCAACAUCCCUGCCGACACACCUGCUGUUAAUAUCAAAGAAGAUAUUUGUCAAGAACACGAGGAAAUUCUGCAACUUGCACCUGAAUUAUUCUUCGACGCUACAACUACUCUCGACAAGACUUCUGCCAAUUCUUCAACAACCGGUUUCGACAAGCCUUCAGAAACAUCUUCAAGUACCACUCCAUCGGAGAAAGGUUAUGCACUCUCAAGGUUUUUCCUACCUUCAUAUUUCAUGCUCUUGAUUCUUGCUUGGCUGGCUCUAGCAGCAAGCGAGCUCAGUACCCCGCUGCAGACUCUCCUAUCCUACAGAGAAGUCAAUAAUCACACUACGAGUUCCAACGACUACGAGCAAGGCUUGGGCAUCAACUGCUACCCAACCCCUCGUCAUCGCGUUCAAGAAAGCAACGAAGCAGAAGGGUUGAACAGUGCCCUACACGAGCUACGUGAGCAGCUGCGUGCACUGCUGACUCAACAAAUUUCUCUGCCCGAAACUGCACCAUCAGAUCUGCCCGUCACUUCUCGGUUCUUUUUCAAACCCCAGAAUGAUGUCGAGGCUCCUCUACACCACGUCCAACACUCUUGUGGUUUUGCAUUCGUCCCCUUCGGCCUUGCCACGUUCGUUGGCGCAACCCCAAUCACUUACAACGUGACUCUUUUUUUUUUUUUUUUCUCUGCCGAAGUGAGGGGGGGAAGAAGGAUCUACACGCACUUCGUCAAAGCCAAAAUUCGUCAAUGGAAUGACCGCCGACAACUUACAGCACAUCAAGUUUACACGUCACAAGAUUCUAAAUUGCAGAUUUCAUUCGCUGGACUCCAACCACGACGUGACUACAUCGAACUUCCAGGAAUGAAGGGGAGUGUUGUGAUAAAUGACGUUUCACAUUCCUGCAAGUUCCGUUUUCAGUGUAGUUAGCAGUAUCGAGUUUCUCAGUAAGGAAACAGGUCCGAGUGAUGACGUCAGCAUACCGCUUCAGUUACGCGAUUAGGCGUAACGAACCGUUUCAGUCACGCGAACAGUCGCGACCCUAUAGAAUGACGAAUAGGUCGCAUAGCGCGAUAGUGACGAACAGGUACAUUAGCGAAUAGGUACUUUCCCUAGAGAUAUAAAUCCUUGUAAUGCCUUUCUAUCAUCAACCUUGACUUUACACAGAAUUAUGUGCUCAGGUUAUUCAACCUUCGACUACCCACAAGUUCAUGUGCUCAGGUUCACUCUGAUAAGACUUCCGCUGUCUUACUAGUCUACCAUUCCAG